AUGGGGCAAGUGUGCCUCACUCUGCGCAAUGCCACGCGCCUGGACGACGCUCUCGCGGGGGACUGGUCGGACUGGACGACCAACCCGCACCUGAACGCCAACUACACAGUUCAGGGCCCACUGGGCCACGGGGCGUUCGCGGAGGUCCUCAAGGCGGUCGCGAAAAAGGGACAGCCAUCAGGCCUCAAGCCCGGGGACCCCGUGGCGAUCAAAGUGCUCCAUAAGAAGCGGCCUGGACUCACCCACAAGCUCCUCGACAUCCUCAAGCGCGAAGCCGCGCUCCUCGAGAAGCUCUCCGGGAGCACGGGCAUCCCGCACGUCCACGAGGUGUGGGAGGACCACACGCACCUCUUCAUGGCGCAGGACCUGCUCGAGGGCGGGGAGCUCUUCGACCACCUCGUCAAGAUCGACCGGUACACCGAGAUGACGGCCGCGCACAUCUUCCGGGACAUCGUCAAGGCCAUCAAGUCGCUGCACGACAAGGGCAUCGUGCACCGCGACAUCAAGCCGGAGAACAUUCUCUUCACGUCAAAGAUCAGCGAUCGCUGCUGCGUGUCGAGCACGCAGGGCCCGCACGCGAACGGCGCGAGGGACGGGGCGAACGGGGCGAGCGGCGGGCACGGCGCCAACGGCGCGGGGGCGCCCCCCCGCACGCGCGAGGGCCUCGAGGCGCCGUACUGCUUCAACGACGCGGGCGAGCCCGUGAAGCCGAAGCUGAUCGACCUGGGGAUGGCCGAGGUGCUCGAUCCGAAGGAGCGCACGAAGGGCGUGUGCGGGUCCGCGGGGUUCAUCGCCCCGGAGACGCUGUUGGGGGAGCCGCACGACCUGCCGAUGGACAUGUACGGCGCAGGCGUGGUGCUCUUCAUGAUGCUGACGGGGAGCGUGCCGUACGGGAACAAGGUCUCGCACGACCUGACGUACGCCGAGGUGCCCAUCGCGGAGGCGCAGAACGUCCGGGCGCCCGAGUUCCAGGACCUGUCGCCCGAGGCGCAAAACAUCCUCUUGGCCCUGCUCGAGAACGACCCGGCCAAGCGCCUGACGGCCAACCAGGCGCUGCAGCACCCGUGGCUACUCCAGGCCGCGAACAAGGCCUCCCUCGCCAGGGCGGGCGGCGAGAACAUCGAGCUGCUGUUGGAUGCGCGCGCGAGGAUGGCGUUCCGCACCACGAGCUUGCGGCGCCACCACGGGCGCGACGCAUGCAUCAACAUCGACAUCGACGCCGCGGGGGAGCAGGAGGCGGCCGCUACGAGCAUUUCCGGGCUGUCGGGGCGGGCGUCGCAGAAGGACGGCAUUGCGUCGCUGGGCGGCGCGAGCGGCACUCGCGAGCUGUGGUCGCGCCACGGGAAGGAGAUCCAAAUCAUGCGCACGGAGAGCAAGCGACGCGUCAAGCUGAUGAAGCAGAAGCAGGACGCAAGCGGCGAGUCCAUGCACGGCGGGCUGGCCAGCAAGACGGAACCGGGGUCACCGAAGCGGGCGCAGUCCCCCACCUGA
This is a messenger RNA of Pedinophyceae sp. YPF-701, 1491 nucleotides long. Lineage: Eukaryota; Viridiplantae; Chlorophyta; Pedinophyceae. The record is from the annotation of a GenBank genome assembly.